AUGAUGAACUCAUCCGAGCUUCAAAUUUGGAACAAUGCCGCUUUCGACGGUACCGAGUUUGAGAAUAUAAAGAAGGUGUCUUCUUGGUCUUCUUUCAAACAAGAUAUCGUCAAUCCAUCAGAUGCCCUUGAUACUGAUUCUAUCAAAGAAAAUUGGAGCCUCCAACUCGGGAAAUCACCUAUUCCCGUCAAAACUCCGGCGCCAGGGAAGCCACUUCAACCCACCGGGAACUCUGUCUUGAUUCUCAAUAAAAGAAAUCCUAACAAAAAAGAGACUGCAAAGAAAGUAGUCGACGAUGAGAUUCGUGACGAUAAGAUGGUCGACUCUGAAAUUGAGGAAAUCCAGAAGGAGAUCAGCAGAUUGACCUCGAGAUUGGAUACUCUCCGACUCGAGAAGGCCGAGUUGAAAAUCAAAGCUCUGGAGAAACUCGGACGGAUGGUGCCUGCAAAAUUCAUGGAGCAAAAGAAGAAUGAAACAAAGGGUAAUCAAAGAAGAGGCCUCACGAUGGGACCGUCGGAAAUCACUGCCGGGUUCCGGCGAGGUGUUAGUAUGGGUCCGGCUGAGAUUUCGAGGCAGCAAUUGCGCAAACAAGAAGUCGCGGCGGCACUCAUCACCCCUUCUCAGCCGAUACAGAACCGGCGAAAAUCUUGUUUUUGGAAGCUGGAAGAUGUUGACGAAAAAAGAGCAGUGACAAAAGAAAGGGGAUCAAGCUUUACUGUUAGCCCCAAAUGGCGAAAAGAUACGGCAAAGAUUACUCCAGCUUUAAGACGGCAAGCAGCCACAACCGUAGGAUCCAAGAAACCUGUGAAGAAAGAAGGCGGAAUCAUCUCAUCCUCUAUUCAACCCAAGACGCUGUUUCGAGAUGGAGAUAAUAAAUCUCUACCGAUGAAGAAGCCGCCAAUGAAGGUCGUGGCAAGUCGUUAUAAUCCUCCUAGUACGAAGUUCUUUAUAAGGAACCGGUCAUUGCCGGAGAUUGAGGAGGAGGAGGAGGAGGAGGAGACGGACAAGAAAAAGGGUGAGAAAAAAAGGGUUUCUUCUUCGACGGGAAACUCUACCGAAUGUUUAUCACCGCCGGCACCGGAGAUAGCAAGUGAGGAAAACCAAUCGGGAUAUGGAAUGAGGAAGAAGAGGUGGGAGAUUCCUAACGAAAUCGUCAUUCACCGGAAUGCGUUUGAUGAAAUUUCUCCUGUUGCCCUGCUACCCAUGAUCAGGACCGUCCGAUUAAACGCAGUUGAGACUCCACGGGAUUCAGGUCCGGCUAAGAGAGUGGUAGAUAUGAUCGGAAGGAAAUCUUACUUUUGCAAUGAAGAUGAUGAGGAAGAGUUAUCUGUUCCCAAGGCCUUGAAUUUUGCAGAAGAAGAAGAAAACUAA
This is a messenger RNA of Impatiens glandulifera, 1371 nucleotides long. RefSeq lists its product as uncharacterized. The transcript has a single exon. NCBI's taxonomy places the organism in Eukaryota, Viridiplantae, Streptophyta, Magnoliopsida, Ericales, Balsaminaceae. The record is from RefSeq and is a predicted model, not a curated record. The coding region runs from base 1 to 1371 and encodes 456 amino acids.